UUGGAAUUACGGCUAUCAGUCUUAUAAGACCCCUCCCCCCUUCCCAAAUCUCUAUGUUGUGUCAAGAUCAACAGGUGAACUCCCUUGGCUUCAACUACUCAACCCGCUCCUAAAUCCGACAAAACUGCGGCACUGUUGUUGCCUUUGAAGUUGGAAAAUGGUGUCCUUCAAGUACCUGGCAGUCUCGGGCUUUGCCCUGCACGCCGCGGGCAAGUCCGUCAAACGAACCACAUCGCCGGUAGCGUCCGUUUCUUGCAAUGGGCAAGCCUACUCAUACGACGGCCUGGCCGGUUAUGGGUCCUUGGAGUCGGAUGCGCGUGACCAGUAUGGUGACACCAUCAGCAUCGGCUCCGCCAUGGCCGUCAAGGAUUGGAAAAAGACGGGCAACCGUUACACGGGCACUAUGUACGGUCUUCCGGAUCGUGGGUGGAACACAAACGGGACCCAGAACACCAUUCCGAGAGUUCACAUCUUUCAGAUUGCGUUCAGCCCGACCUCGGAGGCCACUGUUGCCAACCCUUCCGGUCCGAACCUCGAGUUCCAGUAUAAGCGGACCAUCCUCCUCUCUGGGCCCGACGGCAAGCCCAUGACUGGUAUCGAUCCCGAUUUCACGGGUGGCCUCACCUACCCGGGGUUCCCCACCAUGCCGGCCGCGACAUAUCCGGGUGAUGGCUUCGGUGGUCCGGGCCCCGGCGACAAACGCGUGGUUCUCGACGCCGAGGGCUUGGUGGUGGAGGAAGACGGAUCCUUCUGGAUUAGCGACGAGUAUGGCCCGUUUCUGUACAGGUUCAACAAACAGGGUCAGAUGAUUGCCGCUAUCCAGCCCCCGGAUGCGAUCCUCCCCAUUCGCAACGGAGAGGUCAGCUACAACUCCAACACGCCCCCCAUUUACAACAACACCAAGGUUCCUGACCCGGAGGACCCGCACCAUGGCCGCCAGAACAACCAGGGCUUUGAGGGUCUGACCAUGAGCGCCGAUGGCAAGUCGCUCUGGGUUAUGCUGCAGUCGGCCGCCCAGCAAGAUGGUGGUGCUUCCAAGUCUACGCGCCGCAACACCCGUCUUCUCAAGUAUGCUCUCAACAAGCAGAACAAGGACGACGUUGAGAUUACAUAUGAGGCCGAGUUCGCGGUACCGCUCCCCACCUUCACCAACGCGAAGGACAAGACCCGCGUCGCGGCGCAGUCGGAGAUCCACUACAUUUCCGACACCCAGCUCAUGGUCCUGGCUCGCGACUCGGAUGCCGGCCGGGGACAAGAUGAUGCUUUGUCCCUUUACCGCCACGUCGACAUUGUGGAUCUCUCUGGGGCUACUAACAUCAAGGGGCCCAAGUUUGACGAUAUCCAGAACGGGAACAUCACCGUCGGAACGGACGAGGAUCCUUCCGACGUUCUCGUUUCUGACAUCACCGCGGCUGAACUGUGCCCGUUCAUUGACUACAACAUCAACACGGAGCUCAACAAGUUCAAGACGGCCGAGGGAGACGUCGUCCACAACGGCGCCCCGGUCGACUUCGGCCUCUUGAACGAGAAGUGGGAGGCUCUGGCUCUGCUCCCCGUCCAUGCGGACGAGGGAAAGAAGGGCAAGGGCAAGGGGAAGAGCAGCAGCUGCGGUGGGAAGAACGAGGAUGAGUACUACCUCAUCACGCUGUCUGACAACGACUUCAUCACCGACAACGGCUAUGCCGACUUUGGCAAGAUUCGUUUCGUGGAUGACUCUGCUUCGGUUCCCUUUCUUCACAGCCAGGCCUUGGUUUUCAAGGUCACUCUGCCGAAGGGCAGCAAGCCCCUUGUCGCGUAGAGAACAGAUCAAGGGACUGCGAUAUCAGUUCAUCAAUACCUAAUAGUUACUUGUCUUCAUACG
Molecule: messenger RNA, 1861 nt
Organism: Chaetomium fimeti
Lineage: Eukaryota; Fungi; Ascomycota; Sordariomycetes; Sordariales; Chaetomiaceae
Product: esterase-like activity of phytase-domain-containing protein
Exons: 4
Coding region: 158-1798 (546 amino acids)
Source: RefSeq, a predicted model, not a curated record